Messenger RNA from Paramecium tetraurelia, 1020 nucleotides. RefSeq lists its product as uncharacterized. The record is from RefSeq and is a predicted model, not a curated record. The transcript is spliced from 5 exons. Gene Ontology annotation, molecular function: ATP binding; protein serine/threonine kinase activity. Gene Ontology annotation, biological process: protein phosphorylation; mitotic DNA damage checkpoint signaling. Lineage: Eukaryota; Ciliophora; Oligohymenophorea; Peniculida; Parameciidae. Gene Ontology annotation, cellular component: cytoplasm; nucleus.
AUGUAAUACACUCUGCUACUGCAUGAGAACUCCCUCAUAGAUUGGAAGAUAUCUAAAAGCUAAAAAAAAAUUGAAGGUUUUAGCAUAUUGGUGAAUGGGAAAUGGGAAUACUUCGAGAUGGAGAAAACCCAUUUAGAAUUUUUUAAAUAGUUCCUGGAUGCAAAGAUCUCCUACUAGAACAUUCAUAGCUUAUACAAGAUGAUAUCUUUUUGUGGGAGAGGCUCAUAUGGACAUGUAUUUAAAUAUCAGAAUCGCAUAAGCGGUGAACAAGUAGCAUGUAAAUCACUGAAGAUCGGAUCGAAAAACACACAAUAAAUAUUUUUGCAGGAAGUCAGGAAAUUAUAGAUAUUAAAACACCCCAGCAUAGUGAAGUUGAAGGAGUUUUAUUUGGAAACUAAACAUUGUUACAUAGUGAUGGAAUUUUUGGAAGGGAAAUCCCUCAGAGAAUUGCAGGGACAGAAAAGACUCAAUGAGGAGGAAAUCAUUUUAAUUUUAAAGUAAAUAUUACAUUGUAUUCACUAUAUACACAAAGAAGGAUAUGUGUAUAGAGAUAUAAAAUAAGAUAACGUGUUAUUCGCUGAAUAGGGAAAUUUGAAUAGUUUGAGGUUGAUUGAUUUUGGAUUGGCCAUAACUUUGAAUGACCUCACAGCUCAAGGGAAUCGUAUCUGUGGGACUCCUGGAUACUUGGCUCCUGAAGUGAUCAAUUAAGCUAAAGAUUUGGAUUAUAAAAUUGAUAUGUUCAGUUUGGGAGUGAUGUUGUGGGAGAUGAUCCACAAUAAGAGAUUUUUCGAAGGGUGUGAUCAAAGCAUUCAAGAGAGAAUGAACAGACAAUAUAAGUUUUCGGAUGAGUUUACUAAAAAUAUAGAGAAUUAAACUUUGAGACAUUUGGUGGAGAAGAUGAUACAUCACAAUCCUGAUUAGAGAUUGACGGCAAUGGAGGCAUUGAAUUAUUUGGAUUGGAGUUUGAUGAAUAAGUGUGAGAAUGUGAAGGAGAUUGACAAUAAUAUAAGUACAGAUUGA